This is a messenger RNA of Cooperia oncophora, 567 nucleotides long. The record is from the annotation of a GenBank genome assembly. Lineage: Eukaryota; Metazoa; Nematoda; Chromadorea; Rhabditida; Trichostrongylidae.
GAAAAUGGAAUCGUGGUUUACAUUUCCUCUAUUUUCAGGAUCACUAUAGAACGUCCUCCUGUUUACUGCAGUGAUGAAGUUCGUAUCUGCUUUGCUACUAGCUAUGAAUGGUGUCAUAGGUAUUUCGAAAUCGACCUGGAAAAAGCAGGAAUUGAGGGAUGGGUGAUGGAUAUUAUUCGGCCAAACAUCACUGUACGUGAACGAUGUGCUUGUAGAAAGGAUUGUGGGGCUGUUUAUGAACUCAAAAUCCAGCUCUUGAAAAGAGACGAAAACUAUGAUAAAAAUGUCUUAUUACCACGAUUCCCAACACAUUCACGGUUUUGGAAUCAGUGGGAAGGUGGAGAUUCUUGGGAGACCGUCGAGCACGUAUUUUCCGAUUACCCUUGUGGCAUGCGGAAGCUCGCUGUCAUGAGUCGUGGAAAGGAUAGCCAGUACUGGGCAGGACAUUAUGGUGCAAAAUUUGGCGAAACAGAAGUGAUUGUCACUUUCCCGGAUAAUCCGAGAUACCUGUCACCAGAAGACUUUCCUGACGAGGAGAAGAAGCUCCUGACUCGCAGAGGCUAUUGA